Molecule: messenger RNA, 327 nt
Organism: Sclerotinia sclerotiorum 1980 UF-70
Lineage: Eukaryota; Fungi; Ascomycota; Leotiomycetes; Helotiales; Sclerotiniaceae
Exons: 2
Coding region: 1-327 (108 amino acids)
Source: RefSeq, a predicted model, not a curated record
AUGUCCACUCAGCACGUAGCCUUUUUAUCAAUUCGAGAUAGCUGGAUCGACUCCAACAAAUGGAAAACAAAGGACGACUUCAAAAUCUGUCUCAAGAACCCAUUGUACAACAAGAGCGACCUCGGGGUUACCAAGCGUCAAGUUAUGACAAUUGUAUGCGGUGACAUGAGUCAUCAAAUGAGUCGGAUCUUGAUAGGCCGCAACACGCUGGUAGAUGAUCUUGACACUUCCCACGAGAUUAUGCUGCAGCAACUUGUCUUCGAGAUCAGUAGACCUGCUGGUCUCCUAAUCUGCACUCCAUCCCCAAAGUAUGAGGCCGAGUGCUGA